This is a messenger RNA of Polypterus senegalus (gray bichir), 12576 nucleotides long. RefSeq names its product diacylglycerol kinase, eta (gene dgkh). Lineage: Eukaryota; Metazoa; Chordata; Cladistia; Polypteriformes; Polypteridae. Gene Ontology annotation, molecular function: protein binding; ATP-dependent diacylglycerol kinase activity. The record is from RefSeq and is a predicted model, not a curated record. Gene Ontology annotation, biological process: lipid phosphorylation; intracellular signal transduction; diacylglycerol metabolic process.
CGUGACAGUGGCUUUCGGCACAAAGCGAAACGCAAGACAGCAGAUAAGUGUCCGCGAAGGGCACGUCAAGAUAAAUACAAAGCCCGCUCUGCAAAUCUGGAUCGGAUACUUGGCUAGACAGUAGGCAUCAAACCUCGGCAUAGCCAGUUUUCUUACUCGAUAAUAGAAACUAUGGACGAUGGCUACCAUUACACUCGCAGUCCAGUUUGGGAAGAGCUGGAGUCGGAGAAGGGAGCGGCGUCCGUGGCGGGGAUGCUGGUCGGCGGGAUGCAGCCCCAUCCGGGGGGAGGCGCAGGACUACCAGGAGCUGGUGACGAGUCCUCGGAUAGCGAAGGGGAGCACGAAGGGCCCCAGAAACUAAUACGGAAAGUGUCCACCUCCGGCCAGAUCAGAAGCAAGACCAGCAUCAAGGAGGGAAUACUACUGAAACAGACAAGUUCCUUCCAGAGAUGGAAGAAAAGAUAUUUCAAGUUGAGAGGAAGAACUUUAUACUAUGCUAAGGAUGCAAAGUCUCUGAUUUUUGAUGAAGUCGACCUAUCAGAUGCGAGUGUCGCUGAGUCAAGUACAAAAAAUGUCAACAACAGUUUCACGAUAAUUACUCCAUUCAGAAGGCUAAUUCUUUGUGCUGAAAACAGAAAGGAAAUGGAGGAUUGGAUCAGCUCAUUAAAAUCUGUACAGUCCAGAGAGCACUAUGAAACGGCACAAUUUAAUGUGGAACAUUUCUCAGGGAUGCACAACUGGUAUGCCUGCUCUCACGCUCGUCCUACCUUCUGCAAUGUAUGUCGGGACAGUCUUUCUGGGGUAACCUCCCACGGCCUGUCUUGUGAAGUCUGCAAGUUUAAAGCACAUAAAAGAUGUGCUGUUAGAGCAACCAACAAUUGCAAAUGGACCACAUUGGCCUCUGUUGGAAAAGACAUCAUUGAGGAUGAGGAUGGGAUUGCAAUGCCUCAUCAGUGGCUGGAAGGAAAUCUCCCAGUUAGUGCCAAGUGUUCGGUGUGUGACAAAACAUGUGGCAGUGUACUCCGUCUACAGGAUUGGCGCUGUUUGUGGUGCAAAGCAAUGGUACACACUGCUUGCCGGGAACUUUAUCCCAGAAAGUGUCCUCUUGGUCAGUGUAAAGUAUCAAUCAUUCCACCCACUGCACUGAACAGCAUAGAUUCUGAUGGAUUUUGGAAGGCUACUUGUCCUCCAUCUUGUGCCAGUCCACUACUAGUCUUUGUGAAUUCCAAAAGUGGCGACAACCAAGGUGUUAAAUUCCUUCGCAGAUUUAAACAAUUACUCAACCCAGCUCAGGUUUUUGAUUUAGUCAACGGGGGACCUCAUUUAGGUUUACGCUUAUUCCAUAAGUUUGAUAAUUUUCGCAUCCUUGUAUGUGGUGGAGAUGGCAGUGUUGGAUGGGUUUUGUCUGAAAUUGACAAGUUAAAUCUUCACAAACAGUGUCAACUUGGUGUGCUUCCUCUGGGUACAGGAAAUGAUCUUGCUCGUGUUCUUGGUUGGGGAGCAUCAUGUGAUGAUGACACACAACUUCCACAAAUUCUGGAAAAGUUGGAGCGAGCCAGUACAAAAAUGCUAGAUAGAUGGAGUAUAAUGACAUAUGAAAUAAAAAUACCACCAAAGCAAAGUUUUAAUGUAACUCCUGAAGGAGAAUCUGAAGAAGAAUGCCAAUUCCAGAUCUCUGCUUAUGAAGAUUCUGUAGCUGCUCACUUGACAAAAAUCCUUAACUCUGACCAGCACUCUGUUGUCAUAUCAUCCGCAAAAGUUUUGUGUGAAACUGUUAAAGAUUUUGUUGCUAAAGUUGGAAAAUCAUACGAGAAAACAGGGGACAACACAGAAGAAGCAGAAGCCAUGUCUAUUAAGUGCACUGUGCUUAAUGAGAAGCUAGAUUCCUUACUUCAGGCCCUAAAUACAGAAGCCCAGUCCUCAACAUGCCCUCCACAUAGCACUCCACCAAUUGUGGAAGAGGAAGGAGAGGAGGAGGAGGAACUAGAUGAGGAGGCUGAGCUUGAGGAUGAAGGAGAACUCAGUGAAGAAUCACUUACUGAACUGAAGGAAAAGAUGGAAGAAAACCUCACAGAAAAGGCAUCCCCACAUAAAUUCUUUAAACCAAGAGAGCAGCUUAUGCUUAGAGCUAACAGCUUAAAGAAGGCUGUAAGGCAGAUCAUAGAGCAGGCUGAAAAAGUUGUUGAUGAGCAAAAUGCACACACGCAGGAACAAGCAAUCCAGUCUCCAGCUGAGUUAAAAAAGGAAAAUGAAGAUGACAACAAUGAUGAAGAAAAGGAUUUGGAUACAAAGGAAACUGAAGCACAAAUGAUAACUAAAGUGGUUCCCAGGUCUCCUCCGGAAAGGAGAGUGAGUCGAAGCACCCAGUCUUACACGGGUUCUUUCUCUAUACCUCCAUUUACCACUAGUAAAGAAAACUUGCCUGUACUGAACACCAGAAUCAUCUGCCCUGGUUUACGAGCUGGUCUAGCUGCCUCCAUUGCAGGAAGUUCUAUAAUUAGUAAAAUGUUACUUGCCAAUAUUGACCCUUUUGGAGCAACACCAUUUAUUGACCCUGAUCCAGAUUCACUUGAUGGCUACCUAGAGAAGUGUGUCAUGAAUAACUACUUUGGUAUUGGAUUGGAUGCAAAGAUUUCACUGGAAUUUAACAACAAACGAGAAGAACAUCCUGAAAAAUGCAGGAGCCGCACAAAGAACAUGAUGUGGUAUGGUGUGCUUGGCACUAAAGAGCUGCUACAGCGAACUUAUAAAAAUCUGGAGCAAAAAGUUCAGCUUGAAUGUGAUGGGCAGUAUAUUCCACUUCCAAGUCUUCAGGGAAUUGCAGUGUUGAAUAUUCCCAGUUAUGCUGGUGGGACAAAUUUUUGGGGUGGAACCAAAGAAGAUGAUAUAUUUUGUGCUCCAUCUUUUGAUGAUAAGAUCCUAGAGGUUGUUGCUGUAUUUGGAAGCAUGCAGAUGGCUGUUUCAAGAGUCAUUAAACUGCAGCAUCAUCGAAUAGCGCAGUGCCGUUCAGUAAAAAUUACUGUACUUGGAGAUGAAGGUGUUCCAAUUCAGGUGGAUGGAGAGGCCUGGAUUCAGCCUCCUGGGGUUAUCAAAAUUAUUCACAAAAACCGAGCACAAAUGUUAACUAGGGACAGGGCUUUUGAACAUACUCUGAAGUCAUGGGAGGACAAGCUUAAAUAUGAAGCCCCACCACCUCUUCGUCCUCAUCUAUACUCACAGCAGUCUGUGGAUUUAGCAACAGAAGAGGAGGUCACUCAGAUCCAGAUGUGCUCAUGUGCUGCAGAGGAUCUCAUUACGAGGAUUUGUGAAGCAGCAAAAUCCCACAGCCUGCUGGAGCAAGAAUUGGCACAUGCUGUGAAUGCAUGUUCACAUGCAUUGAACAAAACUCAUCCUAAAUUUCCAGAAAGCCUGACCCGGAACACUGCCAUUGAAAUUGCUAGUAAUGUUAAAGCUUUGCACAAUGAAACAGAAUUACUGCUAGUUGGAAGAGUUCCUUUGCAAUUGGACUCCCCUCAUGAGGAGCUACUCUCUAAUGCAUUACAAAGUGUGGAAAUUGAACUGAGAAAACUUGCAGAAAUUCCUUGGCUUUAUCACAUUCUUCAGCCUGAUGAUGAAGAGGAUCCUGCAUUGGAGUAUGGCAAAAGAAACAGCAGAAGUACCAUGUUUCGAAUAGUGCCAAAGUUUAAGAAAGAAAAGUACCAAAGACACAAGGCUAGCCCACAGUCAGUUCAAAGGUGGGGCACAGACGAAGUGGCUGCUUGGCUCGAUCUGCUCAGCUUGGGAGAGUACAAAGAAAUCUUCAUCCGCCACGACAUCCGAGGCUCUGAACUGUUGCACCUGGAAAGGCGCGACCUAAAGGACUUGGGGAUUUCGAAGGUGGGACACAUGAAGCGAAUUCUACAGGGAACUAAGGAAUUGGCCAAGAAUACUUUGUCCGAGCUGUAACCCUUUUCUGUGGUCGGUCUGAAGCAGGAAGGAACCUGUCCAGAAGUGCUUCAACUGGAAGCCAUUUGCGCAACUCCCUGCAUGUUAGGAACCAGGGAGAAGCAACUGGUACAGAGACUGUUGACUAUGCUGGGGGGAUGGGGGGGGAGGGUUGUGGUUAGGGUCUUUUGUCCCUUCGUGUUCAUGGUUACAGAUUUGGUUAUUAACAGGUUUUUUAGGGCUUGUGCCAUAUAACUGUAGAGUAAGGAAAAAAGGAUGUAUAAAAUUUUUAAAAAGCCAUUUUAUUUUUGUGCACACAGGGUGCAGCCAGAUAUGCAUCUGUCAGGAGGAGAAAAAAGAGUUUACUAGAAACUGCACUAAAAAGACACAAACAGAAGUAGCAAAAUACAGAACUUCCAAAAUGAUGCACCAUCAUCUUAAAUGUAGCUUCAUGUUAACAGUAGAUCACAUUAUGAUUGAUAGUUGAUAACAGUUUAGUAACAGGAUGCAACAUGAAACUAUUAAGAAAGCUGUAGAACAGAAAAGUGAAAUCUGCCAGAAGAGCUUUGCCUUUUUUAGGCCUUCAGGUAGAUCCUUCCAGACAUAUCAGUCAGUGACCAAGAAUUAGAGUGCUUUAAACUUUGUUGUGAUUUGGUUAAUUUUUUAUUGCAUGGUGUGGCUGCCUGGUGUGGAUUUUCUUCUUCUGCAUGAUAUUUGUCUAUAACAUGCUGUUUAUAUUAAUGGGGUGAAUAAGAAACACUUGAAGAAAUUUUAAACCUGUUUUAAUAUCAUGAAAUUCGUUACUACUGAGAUACUUCUCUUAACUUAUGUAGCUUUUUUCUAUCCUUUGCAUGAACCUAUUCCUAAGUAGGAACAUAAGUGUGGAAUGUAGCAUCUGUGCCAUAUAGAGAUACAAAUAAGACAAAUAAGUCUAUGCUUAUUCAUAACUCAAGGGUAUUUAUUAUUAGAUUACAAUUUCUGUGCCGGAUUAGCAUGGACUUAGACCUUUGCAAUAUUGACGGUUGUUUUUUGUCUUUUUUGCAAAGAUUUACACCAAUGUUAGCAUAUUUUUAAAGGAGAUAAAUGUGCAGUUUAAAUUAGAUAGUAUUGUAUUUUUACUGUAGUCUACAAAUAUGCUGUACAUAACUUUUUUUCUUUUUACUUGCCUACAGUACCCUACAGCCUUGUUAACAUUUCAUUGUGGAGCCAGUGUCAAAAAGCAUUUUACCACCUCAAAUGUUAAUUCUUCACUCGGAAACGCAGGUUCUCCCUGUUUUGAUUUUUCUGAUUUUUAAAAUUGUACUAUUUUUGUUGUUUUUAGUCUUGUACUGAAUCUCCACAUAUUCGCCAAAUGAGCCAAAAGUAAUGUUUUUAUAGUUUUUUAUUUCUUGGUUGCAGCUUGUUUUAUACUAUUGCAACAGUCCAGUAUGAAAAGCUGUUAAAUAUUGGCAGACACUUCCAUUUGUUUUCCAUUUUCACAUUCAGGAUCUGACUACUGAAGGUUAUGAGAAUAAUCUUUUUAGCAGAAAUAAUAAGGAAUGGAUUGCCAGUUGUUUUAAGUGUUUCUGAAUAUGUGCUGUGUUCAUAAGUGAAUUUGGAUAUUUUUUGUUAUAUUUGUGUUUUGAACUCACUUAACCUAACUACUUUGUCUAAUUUUUGCCAUGCACUUCUUCCCUGUAUUUAUUAAAUAUCGUUAAACAACUAUAGGUUAUAAUAGGCGAAAUAUACUUGCAGCACAAUGAACGGAGUUCAUCCAAGAAUUUCUAGCACUAGCCUCAACCCUUAACACAGAAAGUGGCAGAAACUGGCCAUCUGCUCUUUAAAUGUUGAAGAAGAGGGGCAUGUCUGUGACCUAUGAUUUUUAUUGACUUGAACACUGCAUUUUAGGAAUUACAAACCACAUAUUAGACAUUGUUUUCUUGCUUAUUGAUAUGCUAUAGACCAGUCAUGUUUAAGGCAUUUAUCUUGUUCAGUUUUGAAAUAUUUUCAUUAGCUACUCUUUUGCUUUCCCUGCUCUGACAGUAAAACACUAACUGAAAUAUAAUUUUUUCUGAUAAUGUAGUUUUCACUAAAAGGCUGCUACAUGCUGCAGUUCUGUACCUUUUACACCACACUGACCCAUGUUUGCCUUUAUUCCACACCAUGUCUAUGAGAUCAUAAAGAUUAUAUAUUCUCAGCAUAUAUAAGCCCGUAUUUGUACUACUGUGCUGCAUCUUUUGUAGUUUGCACUCCUACUUAAAAGGUUAUAGGGAAAUAAUUAUGCAAAUACCCUUUAAACAAUUUUAUGUUUUCUGUUUUAGUGCGUCUCUAUUAUGAUUGCAAGCAGCUUACAUAUUCUUCCAAAAUGAAGAUUUGUUCGGUGAUUUCAUAUAUGUUAAGAAUUUUAUAACAAACUUGACUGUUGACUGCACUACAAGCAUUAAUUUCUACUUAUUCCAUUUUUAAGUUUUUGUGUUCCAAUAAGUUGUUUUGCAAAGCAAGCGCCUAUCAACAGUACCUCACAUUUUGUAAAUACAGAUAUUGAUAAACUACGAGCAUUACAUAGCAAGCAAAGUAUUACAUGAAACCAAUCAAAAGCAACAGUUCUGUUAGCAAUGUAAACAUAUACAGUGUGCUAACAUUAUAUAAAAGUCUGAGAUACUAAAAUUACUUUUUCAUAAACCUAAUGAAGUACCUAAUAUUUAGAUAAAUUUUCUUGCCUUGAAGAUUGACAGGAGUGUCCUAUCAAUUUUUAGAUGGGGAUUUUUCUGUUUGUCCCAUCCAGUGCUACAUUUCAAAGUUCUGUCAGACCCCUGAAUAAGUUCCUGUCUUAUAGUUCCAAAGCUCCAGUCCAUCCCUCUUGCAAUAAGUCAAGUUGCAUGUAGGUCAACUUACAUUUUUACUCCACCUCACCUUUGCUAUACUCAAUGAACUUUGUCAGUUUACAUGUUGUUAUAAAGCCUUAGAAAAAAUAUGCAAACAUCCAACAUUGGGCAAAGUAUCAGUUUUGUUUUGCAUUAACAGUGAGAUGGCUUGGUGGUGCUUGUUAUCUGUACUCCUUGCUUCAUAAUUGACCAUGUCUUAUUACCUUAUUAAGUACAGUAGUAUUUGCAACAGAGGCAUACAGACAUUUCUUCGCCAUACAUUGCUCUUCGCGUUAAUAGUGCCACUUCUAGCUUCUAAUUCGGAAUCCUAAUGUCAUUGCAGCACAGCUCCAUGCUGGCAGAAGUUAUCCUUUCUAGUGGUCCCAAGUGCAAUCUGAUUUCUACUGUUUACUUGUGCCAUAGUUCACCAGUUACAAUGAAUAAUUCCAUUAUUGUUGCUUCUAUGUCCAAUCCUGCGGUUAUCAAGCAGCUGAGGACAUUCUGCCUAGUGAGCAUCAACAGUUCACCCUAUAGGAACCUGCAAGUGAGGGUCAACUUCAGUAACGCAUACUGUAUUUUCAAAGUCUGCAGAAACCUAUCUUAGUGUGCUUCUCUUUGUAUCAGUAAAAUGGUGGAAUUUUAUUUUUUAUUCAAAUACAACAUCUUUCUACAGUAAAUAUAGUCAGGCAUGCAGAACUACACUGUGUGUGUAAGCUGCCAGUCAAAUGACUGUAAUUUUUAAAAAAAGAGCCUCUCCUUAGUUGAUGUGCUUAGAUGAUUCUGAAUUCAAUGCACUUGGCUCUUGUGUUGCCCACUUCCAAAGCACUGGUGUUGUGUUAAAUCACUAACCCUGUCACUCCUCUCCAAAAAAAAAUCCACUGUACAUUUUUAUAUAAACGAUUACUUUUGACAUCAUUUUGCAACUCACUCAUAAUUCUACAUGUUUUCAGUUUCUCUUUAUGAACAGUUCCCAAAUUUUGAGGUAAAUUUUCCUUGUAUUAAGGUAUUCUGAAUUACUCUGAUUGCUGAAUUCCAGCAGAGGUCACUAAUGUCUUGAAUAAUUUCUUUACAGAAGGCUAUUCCCUUUUGUAUUGUGCUACUUGUGAAGAGGACUUGAACUAGUAUCAGGUGUCUGCCACUAUUACUUUAUAAACAACAUUACACAUAAAGAGAACCACAAAAAGUAUACCAAAACCUACUUGCCCAACCAUAACUGCCAUAUUAAUGCCCUUACCAUGUAAUCCUCAAGUACAGAAAGGAUUUAUACCUGAUGUGCCAAAACCAGUUUAAUAAGCUACUCAACUACUGGUUAAUCACAUGAACUUUUUUAUGUAUGCUUGUUUAUAUUGAAACUUUUUUCUGUUAAUGGCAAAUAAUGCAACGGCAACUGUCCAUAUACUGUAUUUUGGAACACUGGCCAAGUGAAAAUGGGCCGUUAUUAGGUGUUAAUCUUUUUUUUAGCUAUUAAACAUUGGUGUUAUGGCCCUUUAUUUGUCCCUCCAUGGUCAACAUUAUGUAGUCCUAUUUAUAUGCAGUAUAUGAGUGUUAACUGCACUGAGCUCACCAUUACUACAUGACUGAUAUACUGUUAGAGGCUUGCAACCAUUUCCUGAAAAUAAACACAAGUGUAGGAGCAAUCCAGUAACCACUUACAGGAGUACACUCACCGACACACAAAAGCACUUCAUCAUCUUCCAUUUGGCUUUUGAUGCUUUGACAUUUUCAGUUUACAUUAUAGUAAAUUAAUGAAAAUGUAAAUAAAAACACAUCAUGUCUAUAGGAAUAAAGAUGAAAGAUGUUUGGGAAUGACAAAAGCAGUCAUUAUUGUAAACAUAUUAUAGUUUGAAGUAAGUAUGUUCUUAAUAUUUUCAUUCAGGUUUUCAGUAUUAACUUUAUUUUUGCAUGAGGAAGUCUUCUUUGUUUAAUGCAAAAUAUAUGCAGAACUUUGCAGUGCUAAUUACAGUUUAUCUAGCCAUCAAGUAUAAGCGUCAUCUUUUAAGACGAGUUACAAGCAAGUUUUGAUUAUUGUUAACUUAAUAGUACAGUUAUGGUAUUGUAUCAAAGCAGCAAAAAAUGUAUAAAUAAUGCAACAGAUGAGGCUGCCACCCUGUCCACUUCAGAAGCUUGUUACCAAGGCUGUUUAUUUCCCAGAGAGACACUAUAUUUUUGAGUAACAGUUUGCUGUCAUUAUUUAACAAAAGGUUACUUUUAAAUCUGCUGAAAAAGAAAUGUUUGAAUUGAAAAUUAAUAAUUUGAUUUUACUUAGACAUGCAAUCCAUCCAUUCAUCCAUUUAAUGAACUUGUUUAUUGUGCUCUUGCAAUAUUUGGCAUAAGAUGGCAGCCAAUCUUGGAUGAUCCAUCAAAGGGCACUCUUGCACCAGGUCAGUUUGAAGCUGUGUUUUAGCCUAAAUUAUAUCUUUUGGGAUGUGGAAGGAAAACCAGUGGAUGCAGAAAAACUCCAGUGAAGAGAGUAGGCGAAUAAGCAGACAAUACAAAACACCUGAGAUAUGAAGAAAUUGUCCAGGUACUGUGAGGCAGCAACACUAACUGUUGUGCUACUAAUGAAAAAAAUCAUCAGUGGGGACAUGACACAUCUGUACAUCUUUAUGCAUAUAUCACACACAUGAUUCAGCUCUCUUCUGUGUGUGUGAAUAGCUUAGGUAUUAUGGCAGUCAAGUGAGCAAACCCAUUGUAUAGACAGAGUAGGCUUCAAACGGAUUACAUCAUACAAGGGUUGUUAGUUGUUGUCUUAGAUGCUAGACCUGUGCAGCAUGCCUCUCAUUGGGCUAAUGUUUGCCAAACAUAUUAUAAUGCAUCUUUACACAUUAUUGGCACUUCUGCUGUAUCAGGUGUUUCAUGUUUAAAGUUUUGUAAUUCUUAUUUGUAUGUAGUGGGUAGUAGUGAACAUAUUUUCACCUUCUUGUACAAGCAGAACCCCAUUAUUUAUUUAUUUUAUUCUAUUCCAAUUUAAAUAUAUUGUUACUUUUUACUUGUCAGUGAUAUAAUACAACUCUAAUGUUUUUUUUCCGCUGCUGAAAAAUAUUAUUUUGUAAGCCCUCCUCCUUUUUAUUUUCCUCAAAAUUCUUUGUGAAUGAACUUCUUGGACCUACCUCUCAGUCUCAAAAAUAGUCCUGCUUUAAUCCAGCUUCUUUCCAUCCACUGUGAAGGUAACAGGGAGACAGAACACAGCCCAGGAGUAAAGGGUGCAAGUCAGGAUGUAAUCGCGCACUGUGUUCCAGUCCACUGCAGGGCACACCGCUUGGUACUGGGCCAGUUUUUCAGUAUUACUUUCAGAUGUAGAAGAUAACUUGAGCAUUUCUUCUUCCAAGAAACCAUACAGACAGACACAUGUAAACAUAUACAAGCUCUACAAAGACUGUAACCACACCCAGCCCUGAACAUGGGCCCUGGCGCUGUGAAGCAGACUGUUGCAUGCCCGGUUCUAAAAGGUCAUGUUUGAAUUCUGUUGUUCGAAACUUUCUUAGCUCUCAUAAAUCUCUGUAAAAUACUGAAUUUUAAGGCAGACUAGUGUUAAAAACUAGUUGACAUGGUGGCACUGUGUUUUUGGUUUGUUGAUGCAUUGUCAUUAGAUACAAAGGAUUGUGACUGUGUUACAUGGCACACAAAAACAUUACAAAGUUAGAGAAAUGUGUCCAUAUUGCUGUUAUGCACCCUACCUAAUUAUCAUCCUUUCUUGUGGUGCUAAGGAGCCAAAUGCCACCUUGUUGAGAUACCCUACCAGAGGGUGGUUUUAAAAGGCUAUUAUUGCCCCACCUUGCUGUCCAGGGCUUAGUUGGGGGGCUAGCUGAAGAGACUCCAAUUUUCUGAAGCUCAACACUCAUGUCAUCAGUAAGACAAUUGGUUUGGUGUUCAUUUUUCAGGAUCAGAAAAGCCUCUGUGGCCGGACUUUGCAUCUUUUCCAUUAAUGAUGUUUUGCACAUCUAUAGCUAUCGGUAAGUAGUUGGGCAGGAUUCUGGAGCAAAGUGCAUAAUUGUAGCACAUUUAUUUGAAAUUGAUUUUACGUGCCUACUAAUGCCAGUUGAAGGACUAAGGUGACAUCUAAAUGAGCUUACCCUUCUCGCACCAACCACAACUUGGUCUAGCAGUCGCAUGUUUCUUCUUAUUACAACAAACAAGUACAGUCAGUCUGUAAACCUCAUAUAAAUUUAAACACUUGCCUUUUGAUCAGUUUAAAGAAAUUCAGUGUUAAAAAGGCUCAUCAAUAUAGUAUAAACCCAUAUCCAGCCUUGAUUAAACCUGGCUGUAGGCACAGAGAAGUCAGACAUAACUAAUGCACUUUGUACAUUCUCCUUAAGUAUCUACUAAGAAAGUGUGUCCUCACCAGUGUUUACGUUGAAGCCAAGCAACUUUAUGUCAUUUUUAUUUUUAUGGUCUUUACAUCGAGAUCUUACCAUAUUUCUAAAAAAAAAUAUAUAUAUAUAUAUAUAUAUAUAUAUAUAUAUAUAUAUUAUAAUACAUAAUAUAUAUGGCUCCUCAUUGUCUCCGUUUUUGGUUUUUGAAGAUACUGACAGAAUCGUGUACUGUAGCACACUUUGGGUAAUUGCUGUAUAAUUGCUGAGUAGUUUUGUAGCUGCUUGUGUAAAAAUGACGCUGACCAUCUUCCAAUCUGCUAAUUCGCUUUUGGCCAAAGAUAGCAGAUUACUUCAGAGCUGUAGAAAUGGGAGCUCAUCCCUGUCAGGCUAAAGCUCGUCAUUCCUUAAAAGUUUCUUUCUGUACGUGCAUAUUUAUUCAGUUUUAAAAUAGUUCUAAAUAUUAAGUAAAACAGGCAGCUAAUAAAUGACAAAGCAUAAUUUUCUAGGUUUUAUCAGAAUGUUUUAAUGUUGUGCUGGCAAGUGGUUUUUUUUUUUUUGCAUUUUUGUUUUGUUUUUUUUAAACCAUACUGCUGCAUAUUGAAAGUUGGAGUAUUUGUGCAAUUUAUCUAAUACAGUGGCAGGCCUAGCUGCUGCCUUCUUCUAAAUAAUUUGUAAAAUGUAUUUUGUAGAGAAAAAUGCACUAAGCAGACCCUCACUCACUGAGCGGCCUGGGCGAUGGUCCUUGAGCGUUCUGGAGAAGGACCCAGUUUCUAUUCUCUGAAAGUGGCACUGUUUUGACGAUUUGGUAACAAUGCCUGAGGAAUACUAUAGCUUUACUUCAUUGCACUGUUGGAAGACUGGUUUUUACAGAUAUCCAGUGGCCACAAUACUUCAUCCACGUCCUCAGCUCAGUGAUGGUUUAACAGCCCACCUUUGUUAGCGUUGUACCUCUGCGACAGAGCAAGACUGUCAUCUGCCUGCUAUUGCACCUUCCACUCUAAUGAUCUACAGAGCUGAUUAUUGUAAAUUUCUUUUAAUAACAUUAUGGAAAAGUGAGUUUUAUUUGUUUACAUACUGUUUACAAUGGCACAGUUUUAUUUUUAAUAUUAUAUAAAAACAAAUAUAUAUAUAUAUAUAUAUAUACAUACAAUAUUUGGGUAUUUAUUGCAUACAGUUUAAUAUAAAAUGUUUUCAUGUGUUUUCACCUUUGGAAUAUAAUGUUACUUUUACUUGUAAAAAUAUUUGGGUGACUUUGUUAAUGUAGUUAGUAAUUUUUAUGACUACUAAGUGACCAUUUUCUGUGCCUUUUAUUGUAGAAUGCAUGAUUCUUACCUAUUUAUUACUGUAUGGAAGUCACUGAGAUGUGUAUUUUUGUAUUCUGCUGGGAUCAGUGGUUCAGUUUUGUUGUACAUUUUAAGAUGCCUAUAGACACACACACACACACACCCAGUAAUAAAAAAAAGAUCUUCCUAUUAAAUAAAAUUGAAUGCAAUCAC